AAUUGUUUUUCUCAUAUGGAAUACUAAAUUGGUUUUGACAAUUUUUAAGAUGUUAAAGUUGUGCCAGUUGUACAUGUAAUUCUCGUCUAAUAUAUAAUAAAAAUUAUAUCAAUUAUUUAUAUUGCUAGAUUUAGGUUUGUAGCAAUAUUUUCACAUCAUGGCUUUGUAAAAAGUAUGUUUGAUGUUUGUUUAUCAUAAUAAUAUGGCUAAUAUAGUUAAUAAAUCUUAAAGUAAAAAAUAUAUAAUGUAAAACUAAAUUAAGAGUGUAAUAUAAUAAUUUAACAAAAAAUUGAAAAUUCUUGAAUAAAAUAUAUGAAAUUUUGUCAUUAUUUACCAAUUAGAAUAUAUUGCAUGUUUAUUUCAUGUUUAGUUGUACGAAUUAUACUAGUUGUACCAGCCGAAUAUGGAUGAGAUAAAAAAAUUGUGUGGCUAUAAGUGGUUGAAAUCAAAGAAAGAAAAUGAGGGAGAAAGAAAGAAGUGUGAAAUCGUGUGGUUAAGAUUAAAUAUAGAUGAGAUGAUCCAAUGGUUCAUAUUUUCUCUUUAUUUAGGGUAAUAUUGUAAUUUGCAAUCCCUUAGUCCAUGUAGAAUAAUUUUGGAUGUAGAAGAAUUUUUUUUGGCCAUUUGGUCCAUCUCAGAGUUUUGUCCGAAAUCAUAAAGGGUUGAAUAAAGUCUCAUACUCGCAACAACAUCUCGAGAGGUUUCUUCUCUCUCUUCUGCUGAUCGUUUUUGGUUCAGAGGUAUGACUUUAGAUCUUUCUCCGAGUUAGCACCGGGUUCUGCUGUUUGGUUUGGUUUGCCUUUAGGGUUUUCGUUAAUACCGAUCUUUAUGAACUAGAUUACGUUCUUGAGUUGCUCAUGGGUAGGGCUCUUGAGUUACUUUAAUAAAGUUUUGCUCUUAUGGUUGAUCCUGUUGUGUUUUAGUUGGAUUGUUUUCUUAGAGUCUUGACGUUGCUAAGAUUCUGCUAAUGCUGCUUGAGAGUUAUGGGUUUAUUUUGUUUCCUACUGGUGUUGUCUCUAUAAUUUCCAGUUUUCUUUGAAGAUAUGUGAUCUUGUGUUCAAAGAUGCAAUUUCAUUGUUUGCAUUUGAGCUUUCUCAUAUGAGUUUAAGUGUAGUGACCAGGGAAGAUGCAAGGAGGUGGUGGAGAUCCUUUCAACUUUAAUUGUCCUUCUGAUGGCUUUGGAGGCUCUUCUGGUGGCCCGAACAAUGGUCCCCCGAGUCUGAUGUCUAGUUUUGGAGGAGACUCUUUUGAUGGUUUUGGUGCCCCUAACAAUGAACAUCCGAGUCAUAUGUCCAAUGUUUUAGGAGGAGACUCUGCUGAUAGUUUUGGUGGAUCUAACAACGGUCCACCGAGUCAGAUGUCUAAUGUUUUAGGAGGAGUCUCUGUUGAUGGUUUUGGUGGCUCUUUUGGUGGAUCUAAUGGUGAUCCUCCGAGUCUGAUGUCUAGUUUUUUCGGAGGAAGAGAUCCGUUUGAUGACCCUUUCUUCACCGAGCCUUUUGGUGGUAGCAUGUUUCAGCCCAGCUUGUUUGGUCCUCCUACCAUGGACCCUUUUGCUGGAAUGCUUCCUCCUCCAUUAGGGUUUAUCGAGAAUCAUCAUCACCAGACACCACAACCGAGACUACCAGGUGGACCAGUUAUUGAAGAGAUCAAUGUUUUAGAUGCUGAGGAAGAAGGAGAAGCAUAUCAAGAGAAGAGCGUAAUCCUAGGGAAACGUGGCAGGUCAAGCAGUGAGGUGGAAACUGAAGAGGCUAUAGCUGAAGAGAGAAGGAUCACACACAUGCAAAACAUGAAUGCAAAUGCUAUGGUGGACAAUGGACAAUGGCAACAACAAACUCAAGAGAGAAGGAUCAGACACAGGGAAAACAUGAAUGAAUAUGCUAUGGUGGACAAUGAACAAUGGCGGCCACAAACUCAAGAGAGAAGGAUUGCACACAUGCAAAACAUGAAUGCAAAUGCUAUGGAGAACAAUGGACAAUGGCAGCCACUAACUCAAGUCAGACACAUGCAAAACAUGAAUACAAAUGCUAUGGUGAACAGUGGACAAUGGCAGCCACAGACUCAAGGUUAUAGUUUCCAGAGCACGACUGUUACUUACGGUGGUAAUGACGGAAACUACUACACUUCGUCCACGACCAGAAGGACAGGAAGUGAUGGGUUAACUCUGGAAGAAAGCAAAGAAGCUAAUACUGCAACUCGCGAAGCAGCGCACAGGAUUUCAAGAGGCUUCCAUAACAAGGGCCACACGGUUGAGCGUACCCGCAACUCGGAUGGUCGGGUUGGUACAAACCAGAUUUUGCACAAUCUGAACGAAGAUGAAUUGGCUGGUUUUGAACAGUCUUGGAGUAGCAAUGCUGGAAUGCAAAUGCAAUUCCCCAGUCCGGCCACCUAUGCGCUACGCGUCACUUUUCCGCCCCGAUUUAUGCAAAAUCGGUUUAAAAAAUCGGAUAUCCGAUUUUUUCCGCCUAGACUGCCUAAAUGACCGCCUAGCCGCCUAAAUGACCGCAUAGCCGCCUAGGCGGCCGCCUAAUCUAUUUU
Brassica napus (rape) is the source of this 2532-nucleotide messenger RNA. RefSeq lists its product as uncharacterized. The transcript is spliced from 8 exons. The record is from RefSeq and is a predicted model, not a curated record. NCBI's taxonomy places the organism in Eukaryota, Viridiplantae, Streptophyta, Magnoliopsida, Brassicales, Brassicaceae. The coding region runs from base 1124 to 2476 and encodes 450 amino acids.